AUGGCCGGCUCACAGUUGAAGAGGCUUAAGGCCUCCCUGAAGGACCAAGGAAUUAUCGGUCCCCAGAAAUCCAAGAAGCAGAAGCGCCAAAAUGCCCAAGAUGCCAAGGCGUCCAACGAGAAGCGCAUCCAGCGACAUGAGGCCCUGGCCAGCAUCCGCGAGCAGUUCAACCCCUUCCAGUUCAAGACGAAUGCCAGAGGCCCCAAGUUUGAGGUUACCACCAACAAGCCCGUCAGCAGCAGGGAGGCUAUGGGUAUCAGCGGUCGACCCGGGUUGACCAAGGCGAAAGGCGAGGAGAGACGGCGUGAGACUAUCCUUGUUGAGAUGCAGCGGAGGAACAAGGUCGGCGGUCUGAUCGAUAGACGUUUCGGUGAAGACGAUCCCAACAUGUCGCUCGAGGACAAGAUGAUCGAAAGAUAUACCCGCGAACAGCAACGGUCUCACAAGAAGCACUCUGCGUUCGACUUGGAAGACGAUGAGGAAAUGGGAGGACUUACUCACAUGGGCAAGCCGCUUUUCGACAAUGAUGACGCUCCGAAGUAUCUUAAAGACGACUUUGAGGAGGAUGUUGGUUCAGGCGAUGAAUCCGAAAGUUCGCAGACCGAUAGGCGUGCACUGAAGAGGCAGCGUCUAGAGGGAGCUCUCGAGGCCAUGGGCGAACAGGAGGAAGGGCAACCAGAAAGAAAGAAAACCAAGAAGGAAAUUUACGAGGAAAUUAUCGCCAAGUCCAAGCUUCACAAAGAGUUGCGACAGGAGGCUAAAGAGGAGGAUAACGAGCUCAGAGCUGAAAUCGAUGAGGCCAUGAGGGAUCUGCGACCACUACUCUUCGACAGAAUAAAGCCACCUGCCAAAAGUGACAAGCCCACUCUUGUGAUUGCUGGAAAGGAUCAAGCUACCCUUGACAGGGAGUACGAUAUCCAGGUGAAGCGGAUGGCGUCCGACAAGCGCGCGGCGCCUACUGAUAAGAUGAAGACGGAAGAAGAGAAGGCAGCAGAGGAAGCGAACAGGCUAAAGAAGCUCGAGGAGGACCGCCUGAAGCGUAUGCGCGGAGAGAAGGUCUCAGAUGACGAACAGGAGAGCGAUGACGAGAACAAGCAGGGCGGAGAUGACGAUUUCGAUGCCAUGGAUGUUGAGGACGCGGAUGAGUUUGGGCUCGGGCAGGGAAUUGCUGGAAAGGCCAAAAAAUACCGACCGACCGCGACCGAGCUGGGAUUCGACGACGAGGACGAUUUCCUCAUUGAUGAUGAUUUGGUCGCCAGCGGUUCAGAGUUGGAGUUCGACAGUGGUGACGAGGGUGAAGAGAGCGAUGAGGACGAGGAGUCAGGUUCCGACUCUGGCUCUGAGGAAGAAGACAGCGACGAUGACGAGUUCACCAAGGGGUUAUUAACAGAAUCCGAGGUGAAGCAAGGCAUCUUUCGGUUACCCACCAACAACACCAAAGGCUCCGAUGAGAAUGGUGUCCCAUACACCUUCCCCUGUCCCCAGAACCACGACGAGCUCCUCGAGAUCUUCAAGGGCAUCGACGUGAAACAGCUCCCGGUCGCCACCCAACGCAUCAGAGCCCUCCACCACCCAAAACUCGCCAGCGACAACAAGGAGCGCCUCGGUAACUUUGCACAGGCACUCGUUCGUCACGUCAACUACCUCGGAAACCAGUACCAGCCUACCUGGGCCGCGGCUCUGGAAGGCCUGACAAGACACAUCCACUCCCUAGCCAAGAGCUUCCCCAUCGAAGUCGCCAAGGGCUAUCGUUCUAUCAUCCAAGAGAUGGAGCAGUCCCGCCCUCUGGCCCUCACAGUCGGCGACCUGAUCACUCUCACCGGAGCAGGCACCACCUUCCCUACGUCGGACCACUUCCACCAGGUUGUCACCCCAGCCAUGAUCGUCAUCGCGAGGUAUCUCGGCCAAAAGAUCCCGCAGUCCCUCUCCGAUUACGCCACCGGCACGUUCCUGGCCAUCCUUGCCCUCCAAUAUCAGCAAUUCUCCAAGCGCUACGUACCAGAGGUUAUGAACUUCACCCUCAACACCCUCUGCGCCUUGGCCCCCUCAGCCAGGGCCUUUACCCCCAACACAAUCGGGUUCUUUCCCAUCCACGACCCCCCCGCUGGAACUCGCCUUCCUACAUCCCUUCCCGCCGACGCCUCCGCAGCAAGAAAACUCGCCUUUUCCGAUUGCCUCCCUUCUAACCAACCCUCCUUGGAGCUCAAACUAUCCCUCUUCACCACCACCCUCUCCCUCCUCACCAGCGCCUCCACCCUCUGGUCCCAAACCUCCUCCUUUACCGAAACCUUCUCCCCCGCCCUUCCCAUCCUCUCCUCCAUUCCCAAAUCUCUUUCUCCUGCCAUCCAGUCCCUCCAGCAGCACCUCACCCGUCUGUUGCAGAUCUCCCGCCUCUCCCGCCGCCCACUAGAACUGCACCACCACCGUCCCCUGGCGAUAAGGACCUACAUCCCCAAGUUUGAAGAUUCGUUUGACCCGAAUAAGCACUACGAUCCUGAUCGUGAGAGGGCGGAGCUGGCCAAGUUGAAGAAGGAGCACAAGCGGGAGAGGAAGGGUGCGCUGAGGGAGCUGAGGAAGGACAAUGCUUUUAUGGCGAGGGAGAACUUACGGGUGAAGAAGGAGAAGGACGCGGCGUACGAGAAGAAGUAUAAGAGGUUGGUGGCGGAGAUUCAGGGGACCGAGGGGCAGGCGGCAAAUGCGUAUGAGAGGGAGAAGGCUCUCAGGAAGAAGAAGAGGUAG
Messenger RNA from Podospora pseudocomata, 2739 nucleotides. It is a transcript of the gene NOP14, whose product is annotated as nucleolar complex protein 14. Bases 1 to 2739 code for a protein of 912 amino acids. Gene Ontology annotation, cellular component: small-subunit processome; Noc4p-Nop14p complex; nucleolus. Gene Ontology annotation, biological process: maturation of SSU-rRNA. The transcript has a single exon. The record is from RefSeq and is a predicted model, not a curated record. Lineage: Eukaryota; Fungi; Ascomycota; Sordariomycetes; Sordariales; Podosporaceae.